This is a messenger RNA of Psylliodes chrysocephalus, 900 nucleotides long. Lineage: Eukaryota; Metazoa; Arthropoda; Insecta; Coleoptera; Chrysomelidae. The record is from the annotation of a GenBank genome assembly.
GGGAUUCUUAUGUCCGAACUAUGGAGGGCAUAGGUUUAAUUUAACAAGUCUUGUCGAUCUUGUCAGUAUGACAUGAACUUAAGUCACAUUCACAAUUUCUACUGUAAAACGACUAGCCUCUAACUAAACCAGUACAAUGUGCAUGGUUAGGCACAAGAAGUAUGCUUCGGCAUUCGGCGUUCUUGAACAGAUAGAAGAGGUAAAGCCUGUUGUAGGGGGAGUCUCUGGUACAGGAACAGCCACGCGUUACUGGGAUUGCUGCAAACCAACAUGUGCUUGGCUGAAAAACACAGAUCCCAGACAAACACCGGUUAAAGCAUGCAAAGCUGAUGGAGUUACUGCCAUGGACGUAUUAAACAAUUCAGGUUGUGGUGAUGGACAAUCUUUUAUCUGUACCGACCAACAUGGAUACGCUAAAAAUGAAACUUUGGCUUACGGUUUUGCCGCAGCUAAAUUCAUCCACGCAGGCGACAGAAACAUGUGUUGCGUCUGCGUUAUGUUUACAUUCCACACAGAACUUCCUUCCCCUCUGAACGGCAAAAAAAUGUUGGCUCAAGUUACAAACACUGGAAACGAUGAUCCAGACGCAAAACACAACGAAUUCGACAUUGCAAUGCCUGGUAGUGGUGUUGGUUUAUGGGACCAAGGCUGUGUUAACCAGUGGCACAAUGAUCCCAGCGUUUGGGGUGACCGAAAUGGUGGCGUUCACACAUUAGAAGAUUGCUACAAGCUGCCUGAACCUUUACAAGAAGGUUGCGCUUUCAGGUUCGAAUGGAUGGCCGGUUACAACAACCCCGAUGUCACUUUUGAAGAGGUUACUUGUCCAAAAGAGCUUACAGAUAAAAGUGGAUGUUUCCCAGUUGAAUAUUAAGUUAUUUUAAUAAAUAUUUUUUGAGUAAA